AAAUAACUUAAAAAGUGUGUUAUGGGCCUUUAAAAGCAUUUUUUUAUUAUAUAAUUAUAGAGUUUUUUAAUCUACCGAUACCGAAUCUAUACCGAUCGGUAGAUUUCUGAAAAAUCUACCGAUCUACCGAUACCGAUUGGACGCGGCUCGCUACCGACUACCGAUACCGGUGGUAGAUUUUUUCUACAGAAUCCCAGCUCUGCUAAAAUCCAGCCCCACAAAUUCGCGAGGCAGUACGAAGAUGAACAACAGGACCUUGCGGCGGAGGCCCAACCCGGACCUUCAAGGCCUGACACCCCGCCGCCUCGAGUCCCCCGCCGCGCCAGCGCUCCUAUUCCCCGGAAGGAAUGCUUCUUCUGCGGUGAUGGAGACAAGCCAAAUGAAGUCCUGCACCGGGUGAGCACGACCGGGAGUGCCAAUCGAAUCAUUGAGGCGGUCCACAAGGGAACGAAUUCUGCGUGGAAAAUCCAGCUUCCUCCUGACCUCGACGUCCUGGCUGCCGACGUGAUGUACCAUAAGGGCUGCUGGAGCAUUCAUGUCGUCAACCAGUUGCGGACAGUGGCCUCCACUCAACAAGAGCCAGAAGAUCGCUCCGUGAUCGAGUUCGUGGAAGAGGUUAGCGAGAAGCUGGAAAGUGGAGUGGUUCUCUCGAUGGGAGAAAUAGACGCCAUCAAGGAGCAGCAUGGUGUUGGCCGCUCACGCUGGCGGAUAAAGGAACUCCUCUCCACCAUGGUCCCUGGCGUGGAGUUCACCAAGCCCAAGAACCCUCGCGAACCCGAACUGGUUCAUCUGGCGGAGGCAAGGAAAGAGGCCCUGACAAACCAGAGGACAAUCGAGGACUUCAAGCUUGCUACACUCCUGAAAGCUGCCAAAAUCCUGCGUGAAGAAACCCUCAAAGAACCGGACUGGAAAUUCGAAGGAGACAUGGCCAACUUUAACCUUCCUCCCCUUGUCAAGAGUUUCGCGACCUGGGUCGUCGGUGGAGCUGGAAGAAACAACCUGCGAACGGAGAAGGGAGCCUCGAUCAUCGGACAAGUCCUCAUGACAAACAUCUUGAGUGCAAAGCAAGCUGCGACGAUCACCCAAGCUUCCCGAACCCGAGAGACCCCUCUCCAGGUGGCGACGGACCGGAUGGAGCCAAGUUCGCUUCAGAACAAGAGGAAGCGGACACUAAGAUGAUAUAUCAUCUCUCCCUGCUCGACAAAGAUGUGGAGGCAACCGUAGUUUCUCCGGACACUGACGUCCUCGUCCUCCUCCUCCGACACUUCCCCAAGAUACCUCCCAACACAUGCCUCCAGCUUGGCAAGACGACUUUCAACGUUCAGCUCAUCCACGACAAACUGGGCUCUCACGCGGAUGUGAUCACGUCCUUCCAUGCUCUGACUGGUUGCGACACCACUUGCGCCCUCUUCAGGAAAGGCAAGUUGCAAGCUUGGCCUGUGUUCCAGGCGGCCGACCAGGCAACCCUCGACGCUCUGGGUACACUCUGAAGCCCUGGUCCGCUGACGCAAGAGAGCCUGGACGUGCUGUGCCGAUUCGUGAGUAGAAUUUACGGAUAUACCUGCUCUCUGCCGCAGGCGAGGUGGACGGCACUUCAGAAGAAGAAGGUUGGAGCAGCACUGGCCCCUCCGACAGUCGCCGCCACCACCCAGCACAUUAUGCGAGCCCAGCUACAGGCCGUCGUCUGGGAGGGGGCCGUGAAGAAGGAGUUGGUGACCCUCGACCCG
Eriocheir sinensis (Chinese mitten crab) is the source of this 1727-nucleotide messenger RNA. RefSeq lists its product as uncharacterized. NCBI's taxonomy places the organism in Eukaryota, Metazoa, Arthropoda, Malacostraca, Decapoda, Varunidae. The coding region runs from base 508 to 1179 and encodes 223 amino acids. The record is from RefSeq and is a predicted model, not a curated record. The transcript is spliced from 2 exons.